AUGUUCACCACCGUAAUAACAGUCGUGGCAGUGGCAAUCUGCCUUACUCAAACGCACGCAGAUCAGCACAGUUCCUUACGAAUCGUCAAUGGAACCGCCGUGGACAUCCGGAACCACCCACACCAGGUGGCAAUUGUAUCGCGGCCUGGAACCGAAGACGAAAGCGACAUCGCAGGAGGAACACUGAUCGGUGAACACUGGGUUCUGUCGGCCGCCCAUCUGUUCAAAUCAACGAGGGCUUCUUGGUUUGGCGUGCGGGUUGGAGCAUCUUCGAUGGCAGAAGGUGGAACCGUUAUCGAAAUUUCUGGUUUGUCGUACCAUCCGAACUAUAAUCCGAAAAAUAUGGACUGUGACUUUGUAUUGUUACGAUUGCGAGAACCUUACACGAUAGAUUCAGUUGGGCGUGCGAUACCGAUGGUGCAAAGCGGCGAAGAGGUGGCCGAUGGAACCACUUGUACGGCUAGCGGAUGGGGUACCACGAUGGGAACCGGUAGCAAUGAGACGCUUCGUGCAGUGCAAGUACCGAUUGUGAAUCACGAGGUCUGUAGGAAGAACUAUGCAGCCUCCAGGUUAAAUGUGACGGAAAAUAUGCUCUGUGCCGGUUAUGACGAUGGGAUGCGGGAUUCUUGUACGGGUGAUUCUGGUGGCCCACUGGUGUGCGAUGGAAAGCUGGUAGGAGUGAUCUCGUGGGGGAGAAAAUGUGCUCAAAAGAACUACUACGGUGUAUACGCAAAGGUGGCCAAUGCCAGAAAUUGGAUUGAACAAAAGACUGGAAUUUAAUGUAAAAGUUACUCACAAUAAAUAAACUGGGGAAAUAAGCUUAAUUCUAAACUGUAAAUUUAAUUUGAAGAAUGCUAGAAGUUCUCACCAUCUGUAAAAACCUCCGUUGAGCACAAAACUAGCAAACGAAAUUUAUCACAUC
Messenger RNA from Ochlerotatus camptorhynchus, 922 nucleotides. Its product is annotated as trypsin-7-like. Lineage: Eukaryota; Metazoa; Arthropoda; Insecta; Diptera; Culicidae. Gene Ontology annotation, molecular function: serine-type endopeptidase activity. The transcript has 3 exons. Gene Ontology annotation, biological process: proteolysis. The record is from RefSeq and is a predicted model, not a curated record. Bases 1 to 780 code for a protein of 259 amino acids.